This is a messenger RNA of Paramisgurnus dabryanus, 2198 nucleotides long. It is a transcript of the gene cdcp2, whose product is annotated as CUB domain containing protein 2. The record is from RefSeq and is a predicted model, not a curated record. Lineage: Eukaryota; Metazoa; Chordata; Actinopteri; Cypriniformes; Cobitidae.
AAACUAAGCCUAUGCUAGUUGGCUGAUUUUGGGUGAUGUGCAGCUUGACCACGCUUUAGACCUUGUGAGGCUGGAAGACCAGCGGACCCACCUACUGACCACCUUGCUGGCAGGCUGGGAGGACCAGCUUAAACCAGAUAAGAUCAGCAUUAGUCUGGUUUAAGUGUAUUCUAUUCAGCAAGGAUUUUGAAAUGAACCUCCAUUAAUAAAUAUAUACUUUAUAUAUCUUUGCAUUGUUAAAUUGUAUAUCUUGACUUCAUGCGCCUGCUUCAUUAGUAACAUCAGUAGCGUGCAAGCUGCAAUACAUGCGGUCACCUGUGUUCCUCUUAUCGACUUAAAACACACCAGUUGUUCCAUGUGCAUGAUACACCUAUUAACUUUUUAUGCCAUUCUCUCCAAACAGUGUCUUGACAAGCCACCUGCGUGCAUUUGAUAGUCCUCAUUAAAAUUUAGUUGGGGAGGCAAAGAGUAGGCCACCUAUCCAAUUGCUCCACAAAGGCCACAGUAUGAAGUGCUUUCUGAGCUUUAACAUCACUCAUGUCAAACCCUCUCCAAAAGGAGACUAUGCACAGAGGAACUUAAACACUAUACACCACAGGAACAACAUGGUUUGGAGGAUGACUGUUUUCAUUCAUGUCUUGUUCAUUGCUGGAAAAGUCACCUCCAAGAAAGGUGUUAAAUGUGGCGGAAUCAUCUCUGCAAGCAGUGGCAAUGUGUCAAGCCCAAAUUUUCCAAGUCUGUACCCUUAUAACACAGAAUGCACCUGGCUGAUAGUGGUGUCAGAGGGAUCAUCAGUACUUUUAACCUUCCAUUUCUUUGAGUUGGAAUACCAUACAGACUGUGCUUAUGACUAUAUAAAAAUAUAUAAUGGCAUCUCGGAGGAUGAAGGAAAUCUGUUGGGAAAAUUCUGUGGCGACAUGGCUCCUCCUCAGUUCAGCUCUUCGUGGAACGUCAUGUCCAUCAUCUUCCGUUCAGAUCGACAUGUUGCACACAAGGGCUUCUCUGUGGGCUACAGGAAAGAUAUGUGUGGUGGGGUUUUGACCGGUCUCUCAGGAAUCAUCUCAAGUCCGGGUUAUCCACUAGAAUAUAACAACAAUGCUGACUGUUCCUGGAUGGUUCACGUGUCCAAUCAGAGUGUAGUCAGCCUGGUGUUCCUCGACUUCCAGUUGGAAAACAACGAGGGGUGUAACUUUGACUAUGUGGCUCUCUUUGAUGGUCCCACGGUUAAACAUCGUCACCUGGGAAACUACUGUGGUAAUGAGAGACCUCCCAAUACCAUCACUACAUCAAACCAACUGCUGGUGGUCUUCAAAUCUGAUUUCAACAUUGGAGGGAGAGGUUUUAAAGCCUACUACUAUUCAGGAGAGUGCCAGCAGGUUCUUAAAACCAUCAGUGGGAACUUCACCAGCCCUCAAUACCCAAACAUCUACCCCAACAACAUCAACUGUCACUGGACUAUCAAUCUAGCAGCCGGCUACAGGAUCAAGCUAUUUUUCCCUAUUCUGGAGCUCGAGGAUAGGAACAGUCUGACCGACAUGUGUGAUUAUGACUCUGUGGCCGUGUAUGACGGGGAGAGCGAUAAAGAUUCUCUCUUGGGUCACUGGUGUGGCAGUGAACAACCUCCACCUUUGACCUCUAAGGGAAAUAAACUGUUGGUUGUUCUGAACACCGAUAGGAACUAUGCAUUUAAGGGCUUUGUGGCCUCCUAUAUUGGAGUGGUGCCGGUCAAUAUAAGUUGCACCAGAACCGAGUUCCAGAUUCAGAUCUCCAGGCAGGCUUUGCCUCAGAUGGACCGCGAAGGCAUUUAUCUAGGAAAUCCAUCCUGUUCUGCACAGCUGACAGAAACAACCUACAAAAUUCUCGCCCGCUUUGUAAACUGUGGAACUGCUGGAGAGAAACGACAAAACAUUACCAUGCUGGUGAACUCGCUCUACAUUGACUUUGACGGGAUGCAGCAGAAUAUUCAGGAAUAUGAGGUGCAGUGUGAUGCCCAGAGGAAGGUGGCCAUGAUCAACAUCAUCUCAGUGGAGGAACGUAACAGGCUCAACGAACUGGCCCGUCUGGCCAAGGAAGCAAACACCAAGAAUGAGGAUGAAGGAGGUGAACCCCAUGAGACCAGUGACAUCAUUUUCAUCAGCAUCUGUGUUCUUGCUGUCAUCCUCAUGUUAAUUGCUGUUGUGUGGUUAGUGCUCCUAUAG